UAUUCUUUCGCUAAGAAAUUGGGACGGUCCAUCAUGGCAGGGAUGGUCAGCUCUGGCUUGAUGGAUAGCUCACAAGGCAAUGAACGAUUGGCGUGUAAGAGAGUACGCUCGGAGUAUUCCACUCAAGCCGAACCCGACAUUGAGUUAAGGUCGUUAUGGACUCCUCCACCCUCACCAAUUGCUACGGUUGCCACCAUUUGUCCCAUUGCGCACAAAAUGUGGUUCACAACACCAACAGAAGAUCUUAAUCGCAAGAGAAGUUUAGAUGGUGAAUCUACGCAACCACUACCUGCCCCUUCAACUGUAGAUCUCAUGGAUGUGGAUCUACAACCCCGUCCAGCACUUUCCAUCCUUACGCAGUGCUUCAACCACGUACGCACCACGACAUCUUCUCCCACUCUGCUUACCCUUCUCGAUGACCUCCUCCGCCCGUCCCUUGCAUCCUGGCGUGCGCAUUUUAACCUUCUCUUCUUAACGGAAAUAAGGCAUGCCCAUCCGGAACCCAGCAAUGUCACAACAACCGGUAUAUUUCAUUUAGUUCAUUAUCUCGAAGAUAUGAAAACACUGCAAGCUACCUGGCAAGCUGCGGCGGGACAUUGGGCCUGGCUCAGUGGUGCAAUUACAGUUGGAAGAACAUGCGGCAGCUGGACGCUCUAUCAUAAGGUGAUACAACAGCUUGUAGUUUACUGGCUGGAACAAGAAGGCAUGGUCCAUGCUGUGAAUGAGUAUCGAGCUCUGACGUGAGCUUGCAUCAAGCAUCUAGCAGUGUGGCGAAAUCGAGGGUGAAGGUUAGAGCCGGAUAGGGAUGCCAACGUAUUUGAUUUAGACCAUAGGUGCAACGACCUCCGUUGCAGUAUAGCUCCCUGAUUUGAUUCUAUCCUUAUGUAUAUAUGGUAUAUAGCAUGAUCUAUCAUUAAUAUCGCAUGAUAAAUUCAGGCGGGCAUGGUAAGGA
Molecule: messenger RNA, 952 nt
Organism: Spizellomyces punctatus DAOM BR117
Lineage: Eukaryota; Fungi; Chytridiomycota; Chytridiomycetes; Spizellomycetales; Spizellomycetaceae
Exons: 1
Coding region: 34-744 (236 amino acids)
Source: RefSeq, a predicted model, not a curated record